ACCCAGGUCGCGCGAGAGCUCAGGCGCAAGUGUCGCGAUAAGUGGGCGCGGGCGGAGCGGAGGGAGAGCUGAGCAGCGGCGGCGGCGGCAAGCGGACCGUGGGCCGCUGAGAAGGAAAGCAACCAUGGAAGACCUAGGGGAAAACACCACGGUUUUAUCCACCCUGAGGUCUUUGAACAACUUCAUCUCUCAGCGUGUGGAGGGAGGAUCUGGACUGGAUAUUCCCACCUCGGCCCCAGGUUCUCUGCAGAUGCAGUACCAGCAGAGCAUGCAGACCAUCAGCACACUGAAAGGGGAGGAGCUCAGAACUGCAGUGUAACGUGAUGGAUCAGAAGAUGAGGGUGAAGCACCUGGAGUCAGAGAAGCAGGAGCUCCAGGAGCAGCUGGACCUGCAGCACAAAAAAUGGCAGGAAACCAGUCAGAAAAUCCAGGAACUCCAGGCCAGCCAAGAAGUGAGAGCAGACCAAGAGCAGCAGAUUAAGACCUGCCAAUGCCCCAGGCCGUCGAGCCCCAGGCCAUUGUGCAGCAGGCCCCAGCCCCCAGUUGAAUGCAGAUGCCGCAGGGGAACCCACUGCUGCUGACCCACAGCCUGCAGGAGCUGCUGGCCAGGGACACUGUGCAGGUGGAGCUCAUUCCGGAGAAGAAGGGCCUCUUCCUGAAGCGUGUGGAGUAUGAGGUUUCCAGCCAGCGCUUCAAGUCCUCCGUGUACAGACGGUACAACGACUUCGUGGUCUUCCAGGAGAUGCUCCUGCACAAGUUCCCCUACCGGAUGGUGCCUGCCCUGCCACCCAAGAGGAUGCUGGGAGCUGACAGGGAGUUCAUCGAGGCCAGGAGGAGAGCUCUGAAGCGCUUUGUCAACCUGGUGGCACGGCACCCCCUGUUCUCCAAGGAUGUGCUUCUCAAGCUCUUCCUGUCCUUCAGCGGCUCGGACGUGCAGAACAAGUUAAAGGAAUCAGCACAGUGUGUUGGGGACGAAUUCAUGAACUGUAAGCUGGCUACCAGGGCCAAGGUUCUUGAAGCUGGUGUGUGCUUCCUUUCAGCGUAAAGGGUUCCACACUGCCAGGAGUCACUGCAAGAAACGGACAGGUGCUGAGCACCUGUGGCUGACUCGGCAUCUUAGGGACCCAUUUGUGAAGGCUGCGAAGGUGGAGAGUUAUCGAUGUCAAAGCACCUUCAAGCUCUUGGAGAUGAACGAGAAGCACCAGAUUCUGCGGCCCGGCCUUCGGGUGUUAGACUGUGGGGCAGCUCCUGGGGCGUGGAGUCAGGUGGCAGUGCGGAAGGUCAAAGCCGCAGGCACAGAUCUCAGCUCUCCUGUUGGCUUCGUGCUUGGGGUGGAUCUUCUUCACAUAUUUCCCCUGGAAGGAGCAACUUUUCUGUGUCCUGCUGAUGUGACUGACCCGAGAACCUCACAGAGAAUCCUAGAGCUGCUUCCUGGCGGGAGAGCAGAUGUGAUUCUGAGCAACAUGGCGCCCAAUGCCACAGGGGUCCGGGACCUCGAUCACGACAGGCUCAUCAGCCUGUGCCUGUCCCUCCUGGGCAUGACCCCAGACAUCCUCCACCCUGGGGGAACCUUCCUUUGUAAAACAUGGGCUGGAAGUCAAAGCCGUCAGUUACAGAGGAGACUGACAGAGGAAUUCCAGAGCGUAAGGAUCAUCAAACCAGAAGCCAGCAGGAAAGAAUCGUCAGAAGUGUACUUCUUGGCCACACAGUACCGUGGAAGGAAGGGCGCUGUGAGGCAGUGAGGACUUCCUGUGCCAUUUUCAUAGUGGUUAUUAGCUCCUUUUAAGCUCUAAAUGUAGGCUGAGCUCCUUCCUGAAGAGUUCCUGGGAGAUCUGAGCUGAUCUGGGAGAUGGAGCAGGACAAGCGGGGAGUUUUUUUUUCUCUCUCUCCCUCUCUCUCUCUUUAAACAAAAAGAGAUAACAAAAGUAAAUUCAGGGCCUGUGGAAAAUGAAAAAGUUCUCUAUAUCAUGAUUUAUGAAGAGAAGGUUACCAAGAAAAAGAGAUAGGUGAGGAUAGAAGGAUGAAGAAAGACAGACUAUGGGAAGGAUCGGAAGGGAUUCGUUGAGGCAGGGAUGGGUGUGCCCAUGUGUGCCUUUGUGUGACUUCAUCUUAUAGACUGUUAAACUGUCACAUAGAAACAGGCUUAAGAACGCCAUCCACAGGUUUCCAGUUCUUCGUUUGGCUGUUUAGUGUAAAGUAGAAAAAUCUGGGGGCUGGGUGAGGCUACUCAUGCCUGUAAUCCCAGGGCUUUGGGAGGCUGAGAUGGGGAUCACUUGAGGUCAGGAGUUCGAGACCAGCCUGACCGCAGGUGCCCCCCACCUCUACAAAAAUGGAGAAACAACCAAACCAGAAGAAAAAUCUGAAAUUUCCAUCUGGGGGAUGAACUUCUGUCUUUCUGGUGAAUAAUCUAGAAAUUCAUGCAUUCUUCAAGCAGCAAGAGUUCCCAGAGCAAUUAGGGAAGACGUAUCGUUUGAAUUUAUGCAUGUGGUGAGUGUGCUUUGGUUUGUGCUGGAAAUAACUAUUGGUGUCUGGGCUCCCAAGACCAUAAAGGUAAUUGCCAAAGCA
Messenger RNA from Saimiri boliviensis boliviensis (Bolivian squirrel monkey), 2565 nucleotides. RefSeq names its product sorting nexin-8-like. Lineage: Eukaryota; Metazoa; Chordata; Mammalia; Primates; Cebidae. The record is from RefSeq and is a predicted model, not a curated record. Gene Ontology annotation, biological process: intracellular protein transport; early endosome to Golgi transport. Gene Ontology annotation, cellular component: early endosome membrane. Gene Ontology annotation, molecular function: phosphatidylinositol binding.